AUGGCGCUAGAGCGUCGGACCUAUACGGCUCCGUCAUCGCAAGCUGCAUCUCCCCAUGGGGGGUUGUAUAUUACGCGAGCUUGUAUGAUCGCAGCUAAAUUCAUGGUGCAGGCAUGGAGUGCGAUGACGAGUAGGAGGGUCGUCGUGGUGAGCGUAGAAGCCUCUGACGUGAGUCAGGGUGGAACCGCCACGGGUUCAGAUCUUGGUGGUAGUAGCAACUAUUCAAGUGAGAACUUUGAAGGUCGAGGUGGAGAUGGGUUCCAUGGGAAUAGCAAUUGGCCAUGGGUCAGCCGUUCUUAA
Rodentolepis nana is the source of this 300-nucleotide messenger RNA. Lineage: Eukaryota; Metazoa; Platyhelminthes; Cestoda; Cyclophyllidea; Hymenolepididae. The record is from the annotation of a GenBank genome assembly.